GACAAAUCCCUAACAAGCGACCUAGACCCGAUCCUCAAACUCCAAGGAAUCCCCUGGCUCCUCCGCAAAACCAUCCUCUUCACGCCCCUAACCAUCGAAAUAACCCACACAAUCACCACAAGUACCCCCAAAACCCCAGACACAAACCCAACCCAAACAAUCCACUUCUCAGCGCAAAGCCACACGGCCCUGAAAACCGCCGCCGCGAAUCCACCGUCUGAUAUCCGCCACUUCGACGGGCGGUUCUACACGCAGCGGAAUUUUUUGUUCGGGAGGAUUGAGUGUCGGAAUCGGUAUAUUGUUGGAUCAGUUUCUGGGGAAGGGUGCGCGGCCAAAGGGAACGGGGUGGGAGUUAGGCCGAAUGUCGAGUUACAGAGUACGGGGCUGAGCGAGGGGGAUGCGGGGAUCGCGAUUCGGUUUCUACGGGGUCAGGUGGAGGUUGAUGGCGUGACGCCCUCGCCUGGUUUUCUGGUGGAGGGGCCUGUGGUUUUGGAUGUGCGGUUGUUUGAGCAUGGAGAGGGAGAGGGGCAGGGGCUUUGGGUGCAUGUUUUUGAUCGGAGGGAGGGCGGUGGGUGGAGUUCUGAGCAGAUUUGGGGCUUUGAGAUGAUUGGCGGGGUGAGGUUGUAUACGCGGCGGGCGGUUGUGACGGAUGGGAAAGGGGUCUUUAAGCUGGCUCGCUUGGUUUAUAGACUCGUUGAGAGCUGA
Aspergillus homomorphus CBS 101889 is the source of this 705-nucleotide messenger RNA. RefSeq lists its product as uncharacterized. The transcript has 3 exons. The record is from RefSeq and is a predicted model, not a curated record. Lineage: Eukaryota; Fungi; Ascomycota; Eurotiomycetes; Eurotiales; Aspergillaceae. The annotation marks the transcript as partial.